Messenger RNA from Lachnellula hyalina, 762 nucleotides. Its product is annotated as Short-chain dehydrogenase/reductase. Gene Ontology annotation, molecular function: oxidoreductase activity. Bases 1 to 762 code for a protein of 253 amino acids. The transcript has a single exon. Lineage: Eukaryota; Fungi; Ascomycota; Leotiomycetes; Helotiales; Lachnaceae. The record is from RefSeq and is a predicted model, not a curated record.
AUGCCUUCAAUAUCCAACCACUCCAUCCUCAUCAUCGGUGGCUCAUCUGGAAUCGGUUUCGCAGCUGCAAAACUCGCCCUCGAAGCCGGUGCACGUGUCGCAAUUGCAUCUUCCAACCCAACCCGGGUCACAUCUGCUGUCACAUCCCUCAAAACCUCAUUCCCAGAUUCGCAAAUCUCAGGCUACGAGUGCGAUCUCAGCCUCGAAGGCAUUGAAUCCCGCAUCGACAAACUCUUCAAUGCCGCGACAGCGAAAGGCACCACCCUUCUAAAUCAUGUAAUAUACACGGCAGGCAGAGUACCAGCAGUAAAACCGCUUGCAGAAACCGAAAUCGAAGAAACCAUCAAAAGCUCGCAGCUUGGUUUCGCAGCUGUUUUAGCUAUUGCUAAACUAGCUCCAAGAUAUAUAAAGGAAAGCUACACAUCGUCUAUAACCUUUACGGGUGGAAGGGUAGCAGAAAAACCCAUCCCGACCUAUACACUCUACUCUGGAAUGGCCGCGGGGUUGGUUGCAAUGGUGCGGAAUCUGGCGCUGGAUAUGGCACCCUUGAGAGUGAACUUGGUCAGUCCUGGAGCGACAAAGACGGAGAUGUGGGGGCCGCCAGAGAAACAGGAGAUGAUUGCGAAGAUGGUAGGGGCGAAGGCGCUACUGGGGAAGGUGGGGAUGCCAGAGGAGGUCGGCGAGGCGUAUAUCUAUUUGAUGCGGAAUUCGGAUGCAACAGGAAGUGUUGUGAGUAGUAAUGGGGGCGCCGUGUUACAGUAA